ACUUAACCUAUGACUAAUCUGUCAUAAAUAAAUUUGGCAAUCUCAAUUUUUUUCAUACAUAUCAAUUUGAAAUGCUUUUUAAAAUAUAAUAUUUUAUCACAUCCAUACAAAUACAAAAUAUCUAUAUAGAUAAAACAUGGCAUCUUCUCAAGACGCUUGGUAUCUUUCCCUGUUGGGAUUAGCAGAGUAUUUUAGAACUUCCAGUCCUCCUAUGAUAAAACAUUGUAUUCAAUGUUUACAAGCUGUAUUUAACUUUAAGCCGCCUCAAAGAGUAGAAGCUAGAACACAUCUGCAGUUGGGAAAUAUUCUAUUAACUCACACGAAAAAUAUCGACUUGGCGAAGAACCAUUUGGAACAAGCAUGGAUGCUCUCUCAGUCUAUUUCAUCAUUUGAUGAUGUAAAAUUUGAAGCCGCUAGUAUAUUAGCUGAUUUACUUGAACAACAAAAUCAAAUAGCUGCCUCGAAACCUAUUUUAAGGAAAGCAAUUGAACUCUCACAACACAAUGUUUAUUGGCAUUGUCGAUUAAUAUUUCAACUAGCUCAAAUACAUGCCAUAGAAAAGGAUUAUACUUUGGCCAGUAGUUUGUUAGGUGUGGGGGUUGAUUAUGCACAUCUUUCAAAUGCUUAUUACACUAGGAUUUUAUUUGUGUUAAGCAAAGGCAUGUUGCUAUUAAUAGAUAAGAAGCAUCAAGAGGUUCAGCCUGUACUAACUCAAGCUGGCCACUUAAUUGAAACAUGGACAGGAGCAGCAUAUCAACGAGAAUAUUUAAAAGUUUACUUUUUGGUUCUUCAAGUAUGCCAUUAUCUUAUGGCAGGACAAGUAAAAGGUGUGAAGCCAUACUUGAAACAGUUACAACAAAGUAUACAAGCUAUAAUGCAAACUGAAGAUGUGUUUACAGGUUUAAGUCAAGGAGACAUGUUUUUAUGGAUGCCUAAAGAACAUUUAUACGUACUAGUGUAUCUUUUAACUGUUAUGCACAGUAUGCAAGCUGGUUAUAUGGAAAAGGCACAAAAAUACACAGAUAAAGCUCUGAUGCACAUAGAGAAGCUUAAAAGUAGAAAUUUUUACAUUUUACUAAUUUCAACACCUCUAUCUUGUGUCAUAGUUUUAGAUAAUAAACCCAUUCUUUCAGUGUUCCAGUUAAUGUUACUGGAACACAUCAUAAUGUGUAGAUUGGUAAUGGGUAACAAAACACAAGCUCUUCAAGAAAUAUCAUCUGCAGCUUCUUUAUGCAGACAAAAUUCUAAGCUGCUUGAAACUCAUGGGGCACAGCUCCAUACUUUACUUGGACUCUAUUCGAUGAGCAUGGAUUGUAUGGAAGAGGCAAAAAAUCAAUUCUUAGCCGCUUUAAAUACAUCACAUGAAAGAGAAUUAUGGACUUUUGCUAAUCUGAAUUUAGCUAUUGUCUACCUCAGAGGAAAGCGUGAAAUUGAAUUCAAUGCUCUAUUUGACAGAAUUAAUCCUGAAAAUCUGCCUUCUCAAUCUCAUAGUUUGAAAGCUGCAGCCUAUUACGUACAAGGCUUACAGGCUUUCUUUCAAACCAGAUACAAUGAAGCAAAGAGAUAUCUAAGGGAAACCCUUAAAAUGGCUAAUGCUGAAGAUUUAAACAGGCUAACUUCUGGCUCUUUGGUGUUAUUAGGACAUAUAUUUCUUUCCCUGGGCAAUAGCAGGGAGAGCAUGAAUAUGGUAACUCCGGCUAUGCAGCUGGCUAGCAAAAUACCUGAUGUGCAUGUCCAAAUUUGGGCCUCAGCUAUUUUAAAAGAUUUGCAUAGAAUAUGUGGAGAUUCGGCAAGGGAGAAUGAAGCUUAUCAAAGACAUGUCACUUUUUCGCAAAUGCUGAUGCAGGAUCAUUUUCAAGCAUCACAAAUGCCUGAACAUAGUUUAAUCAGAUGGACGCAAGGAAAUCUUCCUGAAUUACCUUCUAGUGUAGCCACAAACACUUCUAGUGGAUUAGCAGCUGCCAUGGGACUUAUGAGAUCAUAAAUAAAUUGACAUUAAGUGUAAAAAUUGUAAAAUAGUUUUUUUACUUGAAAUAAAGGACAUAAUUUGAUAUAGUACAA
Sitophilus oryzae (rice weevil) is the source of this 2061-nucleotide messenger RNA. RefSeq names its product MAU2 chromatid cohesion factor homolog (gene Mau2). The transcript has 8 exons. Gene Ontology annotation, biological process: mitotic sister chromatid cohesion; maintenance of mitotic sister chromatid cohesion. Gene Ontology annotation, molecular function: double-stranded DNA binding; protein binding. Gene Ontology annotation, cellular component: chromatin; SMC loading complex. Bases 137 to 1984 code for a protein of 615 amino acids. The record is from RefSeq and is a predicted model, not a curated record. Lineage: Eukaryota; Metazoa; Arthropoda; Insecta; Coleoptera; Curculionidae.